Molecule: messenger RNA, 3394 nt
Organism: Klebsormidium nitens
Lineage: Eukaryota; Viridiplantae; Streptophyta; Klebsormidiophyceae; Klebsormidiales; Klebsormidiaceae
Source: the annotation of a GenBank genome assembly
AAUUGAAACAGCCCCUCUUCAACCUUGGGGGAGGAGUAGCCCACACAGCAACUCGCAGGGGAGCCUUCCCUUUUGGUUGGCCUCAAUAGUCCUCUCAAUGAAUUGAAGGUUCCGGCGUAACCCUCUCAGAAUGAGCGGCGCCGCUCACAUUGUAGUCAGGCAGCAUUGCGGUCAUGGAGGCAGCAUCGUCACCAGGCUUCCUUUGGAAGGACCGUCGCGUGCUCUCCAUUGCAGCUGCACAACCCGGGGAGGUAGGGCUGAAGAACAGCUGUCAGCAUUUCCCAGUGUUGAUGGGCUCCCUUUGCAAACCAUGUUUCAAGGCGCCUAGCACUGGCGGGCUUUCAUUAAUAGGUGGUUGUGCACGGUCUGGGGGGCCGGUCAGCUCUAACCCGUUUUCUAGGGUUCCAAGCACCAGGUGCAGCUGUAAAGCGAGCGCCGCACAGGCGAAGGUAGCCACCAGUGCCAAGACAAGUGCCAAAACCAGGAAGCAAGAUGCGCCCGGCGCCGAACUUGACAACUUUGAUUUUGAAGAAGAGUCUCGGCCCGUGAAAGUGGCGACUUUCAGGGUGGUUGGCAGCUGGUUAGAGCAGCUGGGCGACGUGCAGACGAGCCAUCAUCGAUGCGUGGGGCGCCGGGGCGCUGCAAAGGCACGCAGUAUAAUGAGCUUGGACCCUGUGGUUGAUAGGGAGAUGUCGAUCAAUGGAAGAGAGGGAUGUGAGGGCGCGCUGUCCAGAGGAGUUGCGUUGGAUAACACUGCGGGGUCGGUCAAACUUCUGCUUUCAGGGACGGGCCGACCAUCUAUGAUUGGUGGCGCCUGUCAAAAUGUGGGAAAGUCAGCAGAGCGAGGGGCAGAGGGGGCCGGCGGGCGGCUUCGGACAGCGCCAGCCAUGGGGACGUCCGAAAGUAGCCUCUUUCAAAACGCUGUGAGCAGAGGCGAAUCGGACGGUGCCACUAUGGAUCAAGAUGUUGCAGUCAGCGGCGCUCUAGGCAAAGGUGGGGCAUACGAAGGUUUGGAUAGUAGGGAGUAUAGUGGGGAGCGGUUGGAGAGUCUGGGGGCGUGGAAACAGUAUGCCCCUCGAAAAGGUGUUGGAGCCAACGCGCAGCGAAAAGGGGGGCCUGAGCGAGGGGCAGAGCAUGGAGGAGCCGAGUUCGGUGUACGGGGUGAAGAGGACCCUUUCAUGGGGGGGACGGAAGUGGCAGUUUUGGCAGGGGGAAGCACAGAAGCUGGUUCUGCGGAGGGGGGCAUAGUAGCCAGAUUGCAAGGGAGAAGAAGUAGAUCUGAAGGGGGUAGUGUGGGAGGCGCUUCCCCCAGGGGGGUCAGAGAAGAAGAUUCUGUAUCAGAGCGUGAGAAAGGGGAAGCAUCUGCAACCAGGGGCCCCGACAGAGCUGGUCCCUCAGGAGGGGGCAAAAGAGGGGACUCUGCGGAGGGGAGUAGGGGACCGAGUCUUGAGGAGGCAAGCGAGAGAAGUGCAUCUGCGGCCGAAGCUAGCAUGACAGCCAAUAGUAGCCAAAGUGGUUUAGGGCAGCCGGCGGGGACGCCAAGAAGAAGGGGUCGACCGCCAAAGACAAGUAGAGAAGCAGGGUUCUCAAGAGGGACGGAAGCGGCGGCUUCCUUUCAGGGGGGUGGACAAGCCAGUUUAACAAGGGGGGCCGGAGCGGUUGCUUCCAUACCUGGGCGUGAAGAAACAGUACUCCUGGGCAAGGUGGAUGGAGCAGACUUUGGGAGCGGAGCUGGGGAUAGGGAGAGCGGAGAUGGGGCUUCUACUCGGAAAGAUCCACGUCCCUUGUUUUUGGGGGUUGGGAAUGAAGCGGAAUUGAGGGGGGUUCCCGAAGGAGUGAGUGUUUUGGGGGAGAGCGAAGGCACGGGGGCUGUCGUGGAAGACAUGUUUGGAGUACUGACAAGCGAACAUGGAGGGAACGGCUCACAAGAGCCAGUCAGAACGCCCAAGAAAAGGGGUCGGAAGCCAGGGACUAAGAAGGCAAGUCUCGUCCCUGUGGACGGCUUUCAACAAUCUCGCGCUUCUGACGCUGCGAGUGGGGUACGAAAAGAGCAGCAGUCGCUACUUGACGCAGCGGUCGAGAGCGGCGCUAGGUGCAUAGAAACUGGGGCUGCCUUACGAUCACAGUGCAACACGGAAGAAGUUGGCGCGCAGAACAACGGGGCCGUCAGCGGAAGUGGAGAACCGAACGGGAGCCGGCCCCCUGCCGAUGAUGGAGAGCUGUGGGAACUUAGACGGGAGUUGGCGCAGGGGGGCCUUCGAGUCCAAGCGGCUGAUGCUCGAGGGGGGUUGUCGAUUCCAGGAGAGAGGGAUCCCUCUCUCGACAGCGGGACUGUUACGGCGGAAGCAGAGGGGAUGUCACAUCUCCAGACGCAAGGACCCGCAGUGCCGACGGCGUUGCGAAAGGAGAGAAGAAUGCGGACGAACUUGAACUCGGCAGUCUCCAAGGCCGACGACCCGUUCAAGGACCACCCGCUGCGGCAGCGCGGGAAGCAGUGCGAGCGCUGCGAGCAGCUGAAGGAGCUCGCGGACUACACGCGCACCGUUAGCACCGCCGACGGCUUCAACCCCUUCUGCCGGGCCUGCCAUGCGGCCAUCAACGCGGGGCGGCGGGGCAAGAUUCUGCCGCAGGCGUCUCUCGAGGGCCGCGUCUGCAGCGACUGCAAGCGCUUCCGCCCCGCGCUCGAGUUCGCGCUCAAGCCCGACGGCCUGAAGCUCCGCUGCCGCGCGUGCGACUCGCUCAAGCAGGCCGCGUACCGCGAGCGGGUCGGCCAGCGCCGGCUAGAGAUCAGCCACCAAGAAUGCGGUCACUGCCACGAAACGAAGCCCAUCGGCGAGUUCAGCCGGCACAAGGGGCUGAAGACGGGCCACGACACGUACUGCAAGAAGUGCCAGCGGGUGCGCUACCUUGCGUGGAAGGCGGACCGGAAGCCGCUCUCGACGCCGAUCGUGAAGGAGAAGAAGUGCGCGCGCUGCGAGGAGACGAAGCCCGCGAGCGAGUACGCGCGCUCCGUGACGAACUUCGACGGGCUGCAGACGCUGUGCCGGGGAUGCGUUUUGCUGGUGCGGAAGGAGGGGGGGGCGGUGCGGGAGGGAUUGUUGGGGGAGUCGGAUGACGGGACGAACGGUUGAGAUUUGUCGAAAGAGCGCUGGCCGUCACGAUGGCGGCAUCUCGGAAGCAUGACGACGGCAAUCACACCAGGACAUCGGGCCUAAGGAUUCAAUUCUUGCUCUUCAGCGUAAAUGAGGGCUGCGAUUGCAAGCGCAGCUGCCCGCUCAGAGAUGCUGCAAUUCGCAAUUCUGCUGGUAGGUUAAAAGCGAGAGAUAUGGAUUAAUUUGCAGAUGGUACGACAUGUAUUCUUUCCUCGCAACAUUGUGCGAGGCCUAAACUUGGA